This is a messenger RNA of Rattus norvegicus (Norway rat), 864 nucleotides long. RefSeq names its product Rhox homeobox family member 11 (gene Rhoxf11). Gene Ontology annotation, cellular component: nucleus. The transcript has 3 exons. Lineage: Eukaryota; Metazoa; Chordata; Mammalia; Rodentia; Muridae. The record is from RefSeq and is marked validated. Gene Ontology annotation, molecular function: DNA binding. The coding region runs from base 192 to 839 and encodes 215 amino acids.
CUCACCCAGGUUUGUAAGUUGAAAAUCAAUAGCUUCGGUGGAGGGGGACACGUGUCCGUGUCAGAGAGGAACGUGUGCCGCCUAGGGUCACAAUUUUAGUCUGGAGAACCCGGACAGCUCCUCAGAGGGCUUCAAGGAGCAGAGCCUCUCUCUAGAAGCCACAAGGGUGCGCCUUCUGAGGAGCACAGGUCAUGGCCCGUAAGUACUUCUACUUCGACUACGACUACUAUGGGGUGAGCUUCUAUGAGGAAGAAAUCACUACUGAACCCCAGGAAAGGGUGGCCUACACAGCAAACAAGGGCGGCUUUACCGACGAAGUAACAGACCUCCUGAAAGAGCUGUUAUAUCAGGGCGGUCGGAGCACUAUAGUCGAACAUAGUUACCGAGGUUGUGACAUGAGUAACAUUCAGGACACUGAGCACGAACCAGAGGAGACCAGGAACGCGGAUGAGACCAGUGAGCAGUUAUUAUUCAGGAUUCCUCGGAAACCAUACAAAUUCACGCCUGGACAGCUGUGGGAAAUGCAGGCAGUGUUCGAAGAAACUCAGUACCCAGAUGCCUUCAGACGAAAAGAGCUGGCAGAGCUCAUGAAUGUGGAUGAACAGAAAGUAAAGGAUUGGUUCAACAAUAAGAGAGCUAAACUUAGGAAGAUUCAGAGGGAAAUACUAAAGGGAAAGAUAAUCACUCCUACCCAGGACGAACUUCGCAUGAAGACUUUGGUGGAGUCCAAGAAUGUCAUCAUUUUCCAGGAGCAAGUGGGGGAUGGGCUCUUCUGGGAUCACCAGAACUUUGACACCCGUGCUGUCCAGGACAGCCCUAUCUCCCUUCUCUUUCUUUAGCAAUAGAGUACAGCAUUAUCCCUUU